GUGUUUUCUGAUUGGCUCAACUGUGUUUUGCAUCCGCCUUCUUUCGUGCUCAUAUGGCAGAUCUUUUGUAAGCACCGCAAGUGAGGUCGGGAUCGGCAGAUUCACGGACUUUCGGUUCAUUUCGAGUCGAAUAUGAUCGAUCGUGAUGUUUUUUUAGGUCACAGGGUCAGUCAGCUCGAUCAUUUCCAACUCCUAAAGUUCAGUUCGACGGAUACGUUUUAAAGAACCGGUUCAAAAGAACGAUGCGUUCUAGAAGUAAUGGAUUUCUAAUGAUGUCUAGCGCACUGUCUAUAUUCAGCACAUCGAUCAAGUGAAGCUUGUAAGGUUUAAUGACAAUUUUCAUGAAUAGUGUGUUUGCGUUAAAGUUUGUAUGUCGUAAACGGCACUGCCGAUGAGUGAAAUCAGGUCAUUUCCUUAAUCUCAGGUCUAGUUAAAUCUGUGCAGGACAGAUCAGACACAUGUUGAGAUUAAACCCCUCUUUCGAUGCUCAAAAAGAUGUUGUGGCAAGCAUCUUGGCGAAGGAGGAAAGAGCAAAUAUAGGUGUUCUUGAGCCUCGCAUUCUGAGUGUGGAGAAAGAUGGAGGGGUCGUGUACUCUUGGAGAGGGGCAACAGGAACUACAAGGAUUGGGAAAUAUGAUCCUCACAGUACAGAGAAUAAGCUCCUCUACACUUUUGACAAGCAGGUGUGUGUCAGCAGCUGCUCUUUAAAUAAAGAAGAAACACUCCUGGCGGUCAGCCUAUCUCAGUCCACACAUGGAGCUUUUAAACCAGUGUCAAAAUGUUUAACUCUUCUCAUUGAGAUACACCCAAUCAACAACACAAAGGUCCUGAAGGCAGUGGACUGCAAAGUCAAAGUGCAGUUUCUUUACCCUAAGACAUGCCGGACCACUGUACUGGAGAGUCAUUUGCUGUUGGCGGCAGAGGAUGGCUAUGUUGAUCAGUACCACAUUACUCUGACGAGGCAGGAGGGCUACAGAGUGGUAAUGCAGAGUCCUGAGCGUCUGAGCAGAGAGAGAGUGGCGGAGGACUUCAGUUGGGUCCAGUGGGACUCGGACACUCAAAGACUCUUCUACCUCACUGCACGGGAGAAACACACACUGAAGUGUGUACAGUUUUACCCCGAUCGCAACUUUGAAACCGUGUUUGAGCUUCCACUGGAGAUGCCCAGCGUUUCUUCUGUAGCUUCUUCUAUGAGGUUUGUUAAUUUCGGGUACGAUCACUAUCAGGACUCGAAGGACGAGGGUCUCAGGAUAGAGGUGUUCACCAGCCUAACAGAGAGAACCAUGUGUGUGUGCUACAGCCCUCCAGUGCACUGGCAUAAGGACGCCACCUACACUAUUGCAUUUGUGCACAGAGGUUGCAGUAAGACGUUCACCGUGUCUCUAGAGAAAGGCUCCGCACCUGCUAAUUUGCCAACCGUCCAUCCUAUCUUCAUUCAUCUGGAUUAUUAUAUAGUGGUGUAUCUGGCUGAUCAUUUCCUGCACCUCAUCAACUGCAGACAACAAGACCUGCUCUGCUACAGUCUCUUCCUGUCAGGGGCGGAUGGUCACAUUGAAACCCUGGGUUUGGGCAGAGAGGUCGUGAGUGUGUCUGGCAGCAGGCUGCUUGAUGUCCGAGCCGGCACGAUGUACACCAUGGAGCUCAACCCUGACUUCCUGCUUGAGCUUCUCAGUGCGGCCAGGCCUGAGGCCCAGCGGCUCGCUGCUCUGCACUGCAUGCUGGUCUACCUGCAGCCAAAUCCUGUGAUGGAGCUCAAGAUUAUAAACUGGAUCAGUGAGAAUGUUAUGAGCUUUGAUGCUUUUGAUCAGAUUCAGGAAUUUAUUCUAGCCAGCCUGUACAGAAUAAGCUACCAGCAGUGCGUGAGCCUAGAUAAGUUGUUACCGUACUCCUGUGUGUUCGAGAAGAAGGAGCUUCCUGUGGCUCUGACAGCAAUCCCUGGGGUAAAAUGCACCCCAGAACUGCUCUGUCAACCAAUAAUCAAAGGCAAGCCCAAAAGCCUGCAGGGUUACUGGGAGGAACUACAGCUCGUCUUGGAAAGGAUGAGGUAUUUUGAGGGGGUACCGAGCCCUCGCUUCAGGACCAGUCUUAUUAAAGAGGACUGGGACAGAUUUCAGGCUGCUAUGAACUCCGAGAAGGAGAAGUCUCCCCACUGUCAUCGCCAAAUUGAGGAGAACACAAAAAAAGUUCUGUCCAUGGUGGACACUUGGCGUUUGGAUAAGCGUGUAGUUCCACUGUUUCAAGAGGAGGACCAACAGCAGAGGGUGCUAGUGAGUCUGAUGGUGGACAAACUCCGAGAACACUUAAACAAACAUUUAUCCCGACUGGGGAAGAAAAAGAUUGAUUUGCUGGUGGUGAAUUAUGCGGCAAAGCUGCUGGAACUGGUCUGGCAUGUGUUGGAAUUGAUGUGGCAGAAGCUGAAGCUGGGCCCCUGGGUGCUCUGCAUUCAGGAGCAGGGCAGUUCAGAAGAGUGGGCGAUGUUUCAUGUGAUGUUGCGCAUUCUGGAAGCAACUAAAGGGCUCUGUCUCCCCCUCCCUCCAGGUUAUUCUACACUGUUAAGUGUGCUCGGAGUCCGUUGUCUCCCACAGCACACCUUUCUCCAGUAUGUGGACCACGGCCUUCUUCAGCUCACAGAACCAUUUGUUUCACGCCUUAUGACAGAUUUAGAUAACAGUGAUGCCAAUGAGCAGUUGAAGUUUAGUAUCCUGAAAAGACUUCCUGAGCAUAUGGAGCAGAGAGUAAGCCAGCAGUGGGAUCAUCCCAUCAUUUCUGCAUGUAUCUCCAGAGAAUACGUCAGGACUCUGCUGGAAAAAUACUCAGAGAACAGGGACUCUGCACUCUUGGACUGUGGCAAGUCAUGUUCCUAUCCUGAUUUCCUGCCCCUUAACUACCUCACCAAGAUUCUCUGGAACAGGGAGGAACAAGCUCAGAACCCUUUUGAAGAGCAGGAGAAUGUGGAUGUCAGGUUUGUGGAGGAGACUGCGUUGAAGCAGACACAGAUCAAGCUGGACUUCGAAGUCAAGUAAAAACAGCCCAGUACAAAUGGUUAAAGUGGUAAAAAGGGAAACAUGGAAAACAUUCAGAGAAAUUAGGGGGGGAAAGUGCCCCCUGGCCAAAGAAAAAAGCUUGAUUUAUUCAUGUGAAUGUAGUAAUGUACAAAAAUCUCAAUGUUAGUGACAUCUUACUAAAAACUGAAGCCCAAUGCCAUGCUGUUGAAUGAAGAUUAUUUCCCCGCUGUCAGUCUGCUCUUUAAUUAUACCAUUUUAGUACCCAAAAGGACAUGUACUGACAUGUACUGACUGAAUAAUAUGCACUUUUCAAUACACAGAUGCAAUGGAAGAGCACUAACAAAAAAUAAGAUGUUAUGUUAAUAACAUAAGAUGUUAAUAGAUGUUAUGUGGGGUCAAAUGGGUACAUUUGUGAAUAUUACACAAACAAGAAAUAAAAAAUAUAUGCAUUCUUUAUACUCAUCAUGCUUAGUUUUUAUAUUCUACAAAAUAAGAUGCUUCUUGUCGAUAGCAAUUUCCUGAAAGGUUAUUUUAUAUUACUGCCAUUGUAUGUUUGCAAUUAUAGUGUUUAGCCUGUAAGGCAUGCUGUUCACUUUGCAGCAGUUUUUAGAUGGUUAUUUGUUACUUUUCUCUAAAGCACUUUGAGCUAUUAUGUGUACGGAAACCCAAGUAUUAAAGGGAUAGUUCACCCAAAAAUGAAAAUUUGAUGUUUAUAUGCUUACCCCCAGGGCAUUU
Messenger RNA from Carassius auratus (goldfish), 3740 nucleotides. RefSeq names its product gamma-secretase-activating protein-like. NCBI's taxonomy places the organism in Eukaryota, Metazoa, Chordata, Actinopteri, Cypriniformes, Cyprinidae. Gene Ontology annotation, biological process: positive regulation of amyloid-beta formation. The transcript has 32 exons. The coding region runs from base 459 to 3023 and encodes 854 amino acids. The record is from RefSeq and is a predicted model, not a curated record. Gene Ontology annotation, cellular component: trans-Golgi network.